UAUUUCCCACCAAUCGUACGAACUCCAGUUUUUUAAUUGGAUCUGCCCCUCGAGGUGUCUCAAGUCCCAUUGUUGACUUAAAGCUCCUCACAUGUCUUGUCUUUGCUCCUGACUAUCUUCCUCUCUCUCUUCUCUCUCUCUCUCGCCGUAGACUAUGGCCACCGUCACCACCGAUACGCCAAUCCGAAUUGGAAUAAUGGGAUGCGCAGAAAUCGCUAGAGAAGUCUCCCGUGCCAUCAACCUCGCUCCAAACGCCACUAUCGCAGCCGUUGCAAGCCGCUCUUUAGAGAAAGCCAAAACGUUUGCUACCGCCAAUGGCUACCAACAAUCUGUGAAGAUCCACGGUUCCUACGAAUCGAUUCUUGAAGAUCCAGAGGUUGAUGCUCUUUACAUUCCUCUCCCCACUAGCCUCCAUGUCGAGUGGGCCACACGCGCUGCCGAGAGUGGAAAGCACAUCCUUCUGGAGAAGCCCGUGGCUAUGAACGUAGCUGAGUUCGAUAAGAUCGUCGCGGCUUGUGAAAAGAAUGGUGUUCAGAUGAUGGAUGGUACCAUGUGGGCUCAUCAUCCUAGAACGGCUAAGCUUAAGGAGUUCCUCUUCGAUUCAGACCGUUUUGGUCAGUUUAAAAACAUGCAUAGCUGCUUCUCAUUGGUGGUGGAUGAAGAUUUCCUCAAAAACGACAUCCGUGUGAAACCGAAUCUUGAUGGUCUCGGUGCCCUCGGAGACCUUGGAUGGUACGCAAUCCGAGCAGCCCUUUUCGCCAACAACUUCGAGCUUCCCAAAAUCGUGGCGGCCUCUCCAGGCACUGUCCUAAACGAGGCUGGAGUGAUCCUCUCGUGUGGUGCAUCUCUGAGCUGGGAAGACGGACGAACCGCAAGCAUAUACUGCUCUUUUUUGGCAAACGUAGGGAUGGAGAUAACUGCCGUUGGAACAAAGGGCACACUUUGUGUUCAAGACUUUGUUAUCCCCUUUGAGGAGACCCAAGCAACGUUCACCACUUGCUUGAAAUCUGGGUUCAAUGAUCCAUGGGUUAGUCGCCCGACCGAACACACGGUUAAGACAGAGUUCCCGCAGGAGGCGUGCAUGGUGAGAGAGUUUGCAAGGUUGGUUGGAGAGAUCAAGAACAAAGGUGCAGAGCCUGAGGGUUUUUGGCCAAAUAUUAGCCGGAAGACACAGCUGGUGGUUGAUGCUAUCAAAGAGUCUGUUGAUAAAAACUGUCAACUGAUUAGUCUUUCUGGUCGUUGAACCUUAUGUUCAUUCCAUGGUGGCUUUUAGGUAGGCUUUUCACGUUUCUCCUACCUCUUUGUUUCUUUGUUUGUGUUGCACUGUUAAGAGCUUUGACUUACCAGUUUUUCAGGUUUCACUUUGUUUAUUUUGUUUCUUUCUUCUUUAAUUUGAUAAUAAUAAAGGGAAAUUAUGAACUUGGUUUAA
Molecule: messenger RNA, 1429 nt
Organism: Raphanus sativus (radish)
Lineage: Eukaryota; Viridiplantae; Streptophyta; Magnoliopsida; Brassicales; Brassicaceae
Exons: 2
Coding region: 155-1243 (362 amino acids)
Molecular function (GO): nucleotide binding
Source: RefSeq, a predicted model, not a curated record